CUCUUGUUCGGGGCCUUGAAACAGUGAGCUGUCUUUGUUCGAAAUACAGGUGAACGGCAAUCAUGUGAUUAACACACACACACAUAAAAAGCUUUUUAACAGCGCCCGCUCGGCCUCAGAACCGCCCGGAGAGGAGCCGCCCUGGAUGGACAGAGGGACGAGGGACGAGCAUCUACCCAGUCGUGUCCCGGCUGCCCCGCAGUCGCCUCCAACACCCGCUGCUGCCCGCCCGCUGCCUGCCUGCCUGGCAUCUCUCUUUCCCGGUGGGUCCCCACUCAUCCUUCCACCCCUCAGUUCCUCCUCUUUGAGGAAAGGGCCUCCCUGCUCUCUGCCGUGUCUGUGACUGGCCUGAGACCCCCCUGGGGCAGGAGGGGUGGUUGUGGAGGGAAAGAGCCCAGAGUUAGGAGGUGGAAUGUGGGGUCCCACAGCUGCCCCCUCUCUAACUCCCUGCUUCCUCCUUUGCCCUCCUUGGCCCAGCUGGGCCAGGAUGGGGGUGGGGGUAGCAGUGGGCACGCUCUGUCUUCAGGAAGCCACGCUAGACAGAAGGGGCCACUCCCUCUCUGUCUCCCUUGUCCCCGCACAGACACUGCCUUCCUCUCAGGGCUGUGCUGGGCUUUCUGCUGAGCAGUGUUGGGUGAGGCAGGUGGGCCCAGGGGGGUGGGAAGGGCUGUCAGAUGACCAGUGCUGUGUGUGGGUUGGGGCCCCUGCUGCGAACACAUCCCUGCCCACCAUGCUGGCAACUGGGAUCCCCUCCAUCCCAUCCCAGACCCUGGGAACCCAGUGUUCUCCAGCAGGGGGGGGUGAAGGACCCACACUCAUUCCUGAAGAGCAGGGAGCUUGGAGAGGGGAGGGAUGCUGGCUGAAGACACCUGGGCCUCUGCCCCAGCAGGACAACAGGAGGGCCAGUGUCACCUUCUGCUCCUUUCCCUGCUGGGGGUGGCAGGGGUCCCUUUACCUCAUUCUUGACCCUUCCCCAGGGACCUUGACCCCCUUACCCCACCCCCCAUCACCUCUCUGUCCUGAAGUGAGGGUUUGUCACCGUCCAUGGCAAGGUGUGGUGCCUGGUGGGCUCUGUAACCUGCCCUCUCUCUGGGUGUUUAUUCCGCAGCAGAGAGGGGCCUGUGGUCUAAGCGUAAUGGUGGAAAUCCAGGCUUCCUUCCAUGGCCCAAGGAGGCCUUUCUAGAGCAACAGAGUUUUCCUGGGACUUGGCCUGGUUUUUGUUAAGGCAGGUCCUAGAUUUACUCAGAAGAUGGGCCCCGGAGAGGAGGAGAGGAAAGAAAUAUCUGUCAGUCAAACAUGA
Molecule: messenger RNA, 1300 nt
Organism: Mandrillus leucophaeus (drill)
Lineage: Eukaryota; Metazoa; Chordata; Mammalia; Primates; Cercopithecidae
Source: RefSeq, a predicted model, not a curated record